This is a messenger RNA of Neogale vison (American mink), 1539 nucleotides long. RefSeq names its product kinetochore localized astrin (SPAG5) binding protein (gene KNSTRN). The transcript is spliced from 9 exons. Gene Ontology annotation, cellular component: kinetochore; microtubule plus-end; centriolar satellite. The record is from RefSeq and is a predicted model, not a curated record. NCBI's taxonomy places the organism in Eukaryota, Metazoa, Chordata, Mammalia, Carnivora, Mustelidae. The coding region runs from base 1 to 951 and encodes 316 amino acids. Gene Ontology annotation, biological process: mitotic sister chromatid segregation; regulation of attachment of spindle microtubules to kinetochore; spindle organization.
AUGGCAGCUUCCAAAGGCGUGGUCCCCAGCCCGGCUAGCCGUACAACAUGGCCGCCUACAGAGCGCGAACCGCGCACCCUCCCGCCCAAUCACCGGAAGUUUCCAUUUGAAAGCCCGGCGGCAGACCCGGUCGCUGGUGCGGCAGUUACCGAGGAGCAUCCUUUGAACCAGGGCAACGAGGGCUGCGGGCAGGAGCUGCAGGAGCCUGGACCUCAGCUGCGCCGCCUCGUUACGAUGACCAGCGUGGUUAAGACGGUAUACACUCUGCAGCCCCCCGCUGUGCAGAGCGGCGGCCUGCCGGCAGACACACAAACUCGAGCCACUUCUAAGAGCCUGCUACCUGUUAAGUCCAAGGAAGCAGAUGUUUCCAGACUUCAUUCAGGAGGUUCAGAAAACGAUGUUAUAAAAGUCACUAAACCAAGACGAGAGAACGGGCAGGUAAAAGCUGCAGACCCUGCCACGAGGAAGAACCUCAGAAAGAGCUACAAACCACUGAGUAAGCAGAAAUCAGAGGAAGAGCUCAAGGAUAAGAACCAGCUCUUAGAGGCCGUCAACAAGCAGCUGCAUCAGAAGUUGACUGAAACUCAGGGAGAACUGAAGGACCUGACCCAAAAGGUGGAGCUGCUGGAGAAGUUUCAGGACAACUGUUUGGCAAUUUUGGAGAGCAAGGGCCUCAACCCAGUCUUAGGCAGUGAGGCUCUGGCAUCACAGCAAGGAUCCACCACCGAUCACACGGACUCUAUGUUGCUGCUAGAAACUUUGCAAGAUGAGCUGAAGUUUUUCAACGAAACAGCCAAAAAGCAGAUGGAGGAGUUACAGGCCUUAAAAGUAAAGUUGAAGAUGAAAGAAGAAGAGAGAGCCCGGUUCCUAGAACAGCAGACGUUAUGUAACAGUCAAGUAAAUGACUUUACAGCAGCCCUUGAGGAAAUGGAACAGCUAUUAGAAAUGUGAUAAAAAGCAAGUGACCAGAUGGCUCCCACAGAGGAAGCCACUUAGGACAUCUGCUUCUCGGCCAUGACCUUCUAAGACUCACUAUCCCCAGAAUGGAAGCAGUUUCUGCAGUAGGAUUAAGGACAGUCUAUGCUGGAGUGGCGGUUCCUCCUUUAGGCAAGCGUGCGCCCCCCUCAGACUGAUGGGCCCUCCUGAACCUUGCACAUACAGAAUCGAGGCCAACAAGAGAGCCCCUCUGUCCCCAGAAGCUUGGAUUGACCCUCUAGCCAACAAGCGAACGGCAGGCCAUUAGAAUCAGGAGACUAAACUAGACACAGCCAGACGAUCCCAAAGGUCACAUUCAGAUGCAUAGGAAGAAAACCUUAAUUGUACGGUGGAAUACAGAGACUCCAUGGGAGACAUCACUGAGAAGCGGUGCUGUCCCCUUCUAACUUGGAACACACUUUGUCUAAUCCUGGUUGGGCUCUAGACCUCAUUGUUAAAUGAAUGAACAUGAAGUUACUGGAAAUGGCUUAAUAAAUGAGGGUGAAGGUUUAGAUAGCAGUAACACCUACCUGAAAUAAUACAACUUGGAGCUUUUAAUCUAAA